AUGGCGAAGGUGGUUGCGGCGCAAGUUAACCGCGUUGUGGACUCGUUGGAGUCAUUCAAUGCCCAGUGGGAGCCAGCACUGGCACGAAGCAUCCAGCAAGUGGAGCAUGUAUGCCAGGAACUGCUCGACGAUGAUGAUCCGGAGGCAGAACUAUCAAUAACCGGUCAAGUGGUGCUUGAGCAGUGCAUGGAUAAGCUGAAUGCCACGUUGGAGGAGAUGGCCUAUCAGCAUCGAAGCACGCAUCAGAUGUUGUCGAAGAUUGGCAAAGAUAUCGACCAGACGUUCAUUCCCGAUUUAGCCUGUUUCAUGAAAAUAGAGAAGAAUUUUGAUGGGAAUGCAGAGUUGCAGUCCCGAGUGAAUGCUCUUAUCAUCAAUCAUCUGACAAGCACCGGGAAGUUCGACGUCGCCGACAUCUUCAGACAAGAAGCUGGGCUGGGUGAUUCGAAUACUCCUGGCUUCAAUGUUGAUCAGAUUCGACAUAUCAUGGGUGCGUUCCAGCAGAAAAAUAUUGCUCCGGCACUUGAAUGGCUUUUGGAGUAUGCUCCCUGUGAGGAAGAAAUGAUAUACGAUCUUCACAAGCAGCAUUUCAUUGAACUCCUGGAAUCUGGCCGCAAUAUGGAGGCGCUGCAGUACAGCCGCAACUUAACAAAAUGUCCCGAUGAGCUAAUGGAGCUGAUGUGGGCGCUGGUUCGGAAAGAUCGUAAACAGCGUUAUCCAAAACUGUUCAAUGCAACCACUUGGCAGCAGCUCGAGUUGCGGCUCGCGCAGAUAUUGUCACGCUCGGAAACCCAUCUGAGCGAAAUCAUUGCGCUUGGUGCUAAAAUAAUAUCGUCGCUUAUUCAUUUGCGCCGGCUAAUGACAAAACGAGCACCGGAGUCGAUAUUCCAAGGUGACGAGCUGCCUGUUGAAGUGGAUAUCUCGAACAGUGUCCACUCAAUCUUCGCAUGCCCAAUCCUCAAGGCGCAGUGUACGCGUCAGAACCCCCCGAUGCGGCUGAGCUGCGGACACGUCAUCUCUCGAGAAGCACUUCACAAGUUGUCGCAAUCGGGACGCUUCAUUCCUACAGCUCAUGUUGCGCAGGGAGCCGGUAAUGCAGGCCAUCACCGUCUCAAGUGUCCGUACUGUCCUCUGGAGUCGACAGUCGCCGAUGCAAAACGAGUGUAUUUUUGA
Molecule: messenger RNA, 1170 nt
Organism: Gongylonema pulchrum
Lineage: Eukaryota; Metazoa; Nematoda; Chromadorea; Rhabditida; Gongylonematidae
Source: the annotation of a GenBank genome assembly